AUGACAAAAAGGGUCAUGCCAGUGCCUGCACUUUUCCAGAGAACAAAGGAUCAAAUUGUAAGUGGACUGCCUGGUGUUCAGCGGUACUUGGAUGACAUCUUGGUAAUUGGAAAAACUAAGGAGCUGCACCUGAGCAAUCUAACCGUCACACUACAUCAUAUUAAGGACUAUGGUCUGAGAGUUUGCAUAAACAAUUAUGAGUUCUUCAACUACUUUGUGGAGUACUUAGAACAUGUCAUAGAAGCCAAGGGGCUUCAUAAAGCAGACCUUGAAACCGCUACACCGGUUACUCUGUCAAGGUCAUCACAGCAAGGUGGCUAUUUAAACCAGUGUAAAGCAGCCAUCCAGACUUUCAGAGUACUGGGAGGCACCAAGCCCACCAUGCAGAUCACUUCAAGUCUGGUGUCAUUUGUAUCAGUGCUGUGGAUGACUGUGUUCAGCCCUGCAGAAUGUAAGGGAAACACAGUCAGCUGCAGGCUGUGGACUGAGCCUCAGAUGCCUAUUUUGUCUAUGGAUGGAGAUUUUGUAAUUGGAGGGAUUUUCUCUAUUCACUACAGCAUGAGAUCAGAGCUGAACACCUACACCACAAUGCCAGCACAGCCACGGUGCACUGGAAGCAUGGAAUACAGGCAGCUGCGCUUCGCCCGGGCCUUGGAAUUUACCAUCAACCAGAUCAACAAUAGCACAGUUCUCCUGCCGGGCAUCACGUUAGGCUACCAGAUAUACGACUCAUGCUCUGCUAUACCGAUAUCAGUGAAAGCUGCAUUUCAGUUUGCAAAUGGCCUGGAACCUGUUUUCAAUGUCACCGAUGCCUGUUUAAACUCUGCAGCUGCCGCUGUACCUGCGAUCGUAGGAGAUUCUUCUUCCACUCCGUCAAUUGCCAUGGCCAGAACGCUUGGUCUUUUUGGAAUUCCACAGGUGAGUCAUUCUGCAACCUGCGCGUGCCUGAGCGAUAAGCGUCAGUUUCCUGCCUUCUUUAGGACCGUUCCGAGUGACGAACACCAAGCGGCCGCACUAGCGAGAAUGGUGAAGUAUUAUGGCUGGUCAUGGAUUGGAGCAGUGCGCAGCGAUACAGACUACGGAAACUAUGGAAUGGCAGCGUUCCUAAAGGCAGCGCAGGAGGAGGGGAUCUGUGUGGAGUACUCCGAGGCCUACUACAGGACACAACCGCGCAGUAAACUGGAGAGAGUGGCAAAUGUCAUCCGCAGAUCCACGGCUCGAGUCAUAGUAGCGUUUCUAACCUCAAGCGACAUGAAGUUUCUCGUGGAAGAACUGAUCCGACAGCCACUGCCUCCGAUUCAGUGGAUAGCCAGCGAAUCGUGGAUCAUACAUCCAGACUUUCUACGGUUUAACAUUUGCGCCGGUGCUUUAGGAUUUGGUUUCCCCCGGUCAGUUAUCCCAGGUCUUCCUGAGUUUCUACUAGACCUUUCUCCAGCUCAAGCCUCGACAUCGCCCAUAUUAACGGAAUUUUGGGAGAGCUCAUUCAGCUGUAGCCUUAAAGGGCGGACAGGCAUGCGGGAAUGUGACGGCAGUGAGGACAUCCGUGCGCUACAGAACCCAUACACAGACACGUCUCAGCUGCGCAUCACUAACUUGGUGUAUAAAGCUACAUAUGCCAUAGCGCAUGCUAUACACAGUGUUAUCUGUAAUGACACGCAGUGCGACAAAACUAAUAAGUUCGCCCCAUGGCAGAUACUCGACCAGCUGAAGAGAGUGAACUUCACCACAAAGAACGGUUAUGAAGUCAACUUUGAUUCCAACGGAGACCCUGUAGCUGUCUAUGAACUCAUAAACCUGCAGUUUAAGAAAGAUGGCACUUUAGAUUUUGUGCCAGUGGGCUACUAUGACUCAUCCAAACCCAGAGGAAAGGAGUUCAGAAUGAGCAGUGCUAUCAGCUGGGUGGGAGGACAGACAGAGGUUCCAGUGUCUGUGUGCAGUGAGAGCUGUCCUCCAGGCACCAGGAAGGCUGUGCAAAAGCGAAGGCCUGUCUGCUGCUAUGACUGUAUACCAUGUGCAGAGGGAGAGAUCAGUAACAAGACAGAUUAUCUGGACUGUGUUCGCUGCCCUCCUGAAUUCUGGCCUAAUGCCAAACAAGACAUCUGUCUCCCCAAGCCUAUUGAGUUCCUCUCCUGGGAUGACACUCUAGCCAUCAUUCUGACAGUUGUUUCCAUCACUGGGGCCUUCAUGUCUGUGUCUGUAGGUGCUGUCUUCUAUAAACACAGGGCAUCUCCCAUCGUCCGAGCCAGCAACUCAGAGCUGAGCUUCCUGCUGCUCUUCUCUCUGACUCUGUGUUUCCUCUGUUCACUUACUUUCAUUGGUCGGCCCUCUGAGUGGUCCUGUAUGCUGCGCCACACAGCAUUUGGGAUCACCUUCGUCCUCUGCAUCUCCUGUGUUCUGGGGAAAACAAUAGUGGUGUUAAUGGCCUUCAGGGCUACACUUCCAGGGAGUAAUGUCAUGAAAUGGUUUGGGCCUCCACAGCAGAGACUCAGUGUUCUUACCUUUACUCUAAAACAGGCCAUUAUUUGUAUGAUUUGGUUAAAAGUAUCUCCUCCUUUUCCUUUUAAAAAUCUAAAGCUCUAUAAGGACAGAAUCAUCCUUGAAUGUCAUUUAGGAUCAAGCAUAGGCUUCUGGGCUGUACUGGGUUAUAUUGGGCUCUUGGCUGUUUUAUGUUUUGUUUUGGCUUUUCUAGCACGGAAGUUGCCUGAUAACUUUAAUGAAGCCAAAUUCAUCACGUUCAGCAUGCUCAUAUUCUGUGCAGUUUGGAUCACUUUUAUUCCAGCUUAUGUCAGCUCUCCUGGAAAAUUCACUGUAGCUGUGGAGAUAUUUGCUAUUUUAGCUUCAAGCUUUGGUUUGAUAAUUUGUAUUUUUGUUCCAAAAUGUUUUAUAAUUGUUUUUAGACCAACAAAAAAUACCAAGAAACUCCUUAUGGGUAAAGUACCCUCAAAAGCUCUCUGA
Electrophorus electricus (electric eel) is the source of this 2955-nucleotide messenger RNA. RefSeq names its product extracellular calcium-sensing receptor-like. Lineage: Eukaryota; Metazoa; Chordata; Actinopteri; Gymnotiformes; Gymnotidae. Gene Ontology annotation, cellular component: plasma membrane. Gene Ontology annotation, molecular function: G protein-coupled receptor activity. Gene Ontology annotation, biological process: G protein-coupled receptor signaling pathway. The record is from RefSeq and is a predicted model, not a curated record.